This is a messenger RNA of Lingula anatina, 2899 nucleotides long. RefSeq lists its product as uncharacterized. NCBI's taxonomy places the organism in Eukaryota, Metazoa, Brachiopoda, Lingulata, Lingulida, Lingulidae. Gene Ontology annotation, cellular component: extracellular region. Gene Ontology annotation, molecular function: calcium ion binding; chitin binding. The record is from RefSeq and is a predicted model, not a curated record.
ACAACAACGAAUGUGCUGAUGACAACGGUGGUUGUUACCACGCAUGCGUGAACACUCCCGGAAGUUACUACUGUGUGUGUCUCCCAGGGUUCACCAUGCUUAGUGACGGCAGAGAGUGCAAGGAUAACGACGAAUGUGCAGUUAAUAACGGUGGUUGCGAACAAAUAUGUAUCAACGACCCGGGCUCGUAUCAGUGUGCGUGCACUCAUGGGUUUGCACUCCUGGCGGACGGCAAGACGUGCAAUAAGACAACAUUUGACGAAUGUGAGGCUGGGUUUCACAUGUGUCAGCAGAACUGUAUCGAUACAUUUGAUUCCUACAUCUGCACAUGCGUGACAGGCUUCACUCUGCAUCCCAAUGGCCUAAACUGCUCAGAUGUUGAUGAAUGCGAGCUAAACCAAGAUGGCUGCGACCAUAACUGUACCAACACGUACGGUUCUUACGAGUGCAGCUGUGCCGUGGGGUAUAGACUUACCGGGGAUAACAUGACAUGUGAAGAUAUAAACGAGUGUCUCACUGACAAUGGUGGUUGUGAGCAGGAAUGUGUCAACGUUCCCGGGUCAAGAAAGUGUCACUGUCGCCAUGGUUACGUCAUCAGUCUUCUAGAUGACACCAAGUGUAGUGAUGUGAAUGAGUGCGCUGUAAACAAAGGCGGUUGCCACCAUUUCUGUACUAAUACCAUCGGCUCGUUCCAGUGUAGCUGCUUGGUUGGCUUUCGGCUUAAAGAAGGCGGUCUCCAGUGUGAAGAUGUGAAUGAGUGUCUCUCUGAUAAUGGCGGGUGUGAACACAAGUGUACCAAUACCCAGGGCAGUUUUUACUGCUACUGUGACAAUGGGUACAAACUGUCCUCCGAUAACAAGACAUGCUUUGACAUUGACGAGUGUGCCCUGAAGCAACACCACUGUCAACAAAUCUGUUCUAACACCCAGGGGUCGUACGAGUGCUCUUGUAACCAUGGUUACACGCUGUUAGUGGACGGUAGAAGUUGUGAUGAGAACGAGUGUCUGACUGGGAGACACAACUGUAACCAGCUGUGUUACGACACCCCGGGCUCCUACACAUGUGACUGUAAUGAUGGAUAUACGCUGUUAGCUGACGGCAGAACAUGUACAGACAUGAACGAGUGCACUACGAUGGCUCACACGUGUCAACAGGUGUGUAUGAACACCAUUGGUUCCUAUCAAUGUGCCUGCAGACCCGGAUAUAAGCUGAACCCAGACCUCAGGACUUGCAGAGAUAUCGAUGAAUGUAUAGCCCGUACCCAUGGUUGUAGCUGGGAGUUUGGUUGUUUUAACACAGAGGGGUCGUACAGGUGUAACUGUCCCCUGGGGUACCAGCUGAACGCUGACGGAUACACCUGUAGAGACAUUGAUGAAUGUGCCAGCAGGACAGCAGAGUGUGAGCAGGAUUGUAAUAACGUAGAGGGCUCCUAUAUCUGCUCCUGCUUCCUUGGUUACAAACUAGACCCUGAUGGCAGGGCGUGUAACGAUAUUGACGAAUGUGCGUUAGGCAAGGAUAACUGUGCCCAUGACUGCUUCAACCACGCUGGAUCCUACUCCUGCGGAUGUCACAUGGGCUUCCAGCUAAUGGAGGACGGGUUUUCAUGUCAGGAUGUGAACGAAUGUGCCCGCGGGUCACACGACUGUCAGCAGCUAUGUGAGAACACCGUGGGGUCUUUCCAGUGCAGCUGCUCUUCUGGAUUUCAACUCGCGGCAGACAAAAAAAAUUGCACAGAUAUCAACGAGUGUACCAAGGGCACUCAUAACUGUUCCCAGGUAUGUAACAACCAGCCGGGAGGGUAUUUCUGUAGUUGUUACACCGGCUACCAGCUCCAGGCAGACGGACUGGCUUGUUUCGAUUUUAAUGAGUGUACUACGGGGACUCACCAGUGUUCCCAGGACUGUACAAACACCCCGGGGUCCUACAUCUGUAGCUGUAAGCCGGGAUUUCUACUGCAGCCAGAUAAACUGACCUGUAGAGAUAUUAACGAGUGUGAGACGCUGAACGGCGGCUGUUCGACCUACUGUACUAAUAUCGCGGGUUCCUUUUACUGCUCGUGUGGAGUGGGGUACCGCCUGGACUACGACGAGAGGACGUGCGUUAAAGACGAGGCUGCCAAAUGCUACCACCCGUACGGUAUCUUCCCCCACCACAGCGACUGCAGGAAGUUUAUCGUGUGUGUGAUGGGAGAAGUGAUCUCCGUCCAGCCGUGUCCAGACGACCAGGCUUGGGACCUAGAGGCUGGACACUGCAUCAACGAGACCCUGGCCAACUGCUCCAGGAUUGUACCGCCCACCAAACCCCCUAUUUGCGAGGAGGGAGUGUACGCGGACAUGGACAACUGUGGCGGGUUUGUGGUCUGUAGCCAAAACACGCUGUUUAACUUCGUCUGUCCUGCAGGACUGCUCUUUAAUAAUGAUACCAAGGAGUGCGAGAAAGCAGAAGACGUCGACUGCGGUGGAAGAGCGAAGUUUGCUGACCCCCUCUGCGACCAUCCCAAUGGCAACUUUGAGGAGCCAACUAACUGUGCAGAGUUCUUAUCGUGUGAAAAUUACCUCAUCUACAGACAUAGAACGUGCCCCAAUGGCCUGCUGUAUUCCGAGGCCAGAGAUCGCUGUGACUGGUCGUCUAAUGUGGCAUGCGGGGGAAGACCGUCAUCUCCGCCUUAGGGAACUGACCUUAGCUUUAAUUUUAAAAAACACCAUUUUUUGGUGAUAUUUGUUCCAAAUGUAAGAAAUGCUGUAAAUAUUAUAAUUCUUAAAACGGAAGCCGUGGUUUAUAUUAAAGGACAUGCUAAAAUCAAGUGGAUAGAAGAUACUUCUAAAAUGUAUGUAGCAAUGUAUGUGUCUCUUUUGGGGGCCACAUGUAUUUAAAUAAAAGGGGCAGAUUUAUCAGUUAU